This is a messenger RNA of Porites lobata, 4549 nucleotides long. NCBI's taxonomy places the organism in Eukaryota, Metazoa, Cnidaria, Anthozoa, Scleractinia, Poritidae. The record is from the annotation of a GenBank genome assembly.
AACUUUACAGGUGUUGAAAAAAACCAAGAAGAUGACGUUUCACAGAAUGACUUUGAAAAGGAUGCUGCAACAGGACUGAUGGCAGGUAAUGUCUUUGUUUGCUUUGUCAAUCAAACCAAAGCCAAAAUAUAUUUUUUGCAGUAGAGUGAGGUUAUUUAGUUCUUUGGAGACCACAGUAAUUUUUAAUUAAAUUGUCUGCUGUUUUGAGCUUCAGACCAGUGCACCAUCUCCUAUUAAACUGGCAUGAAAUAACCUCUAUCUUAUGUUAAUUCUUUUUCAUCUUCCGUUUACAGGCGAAUUACCCUUUUUUAUUGUACUUCAACAAAUCAUACGGGAAGCUCGCAUAGAGUCCAGCAAAACUGAGCUGUCGCAGGCUUUGAAGAGGACUGCGUUGGAAAAAGGUUUUGCAAUUUCUGACAAUCAAGGAGAGGGAAACUGCAUGCUUUUUGCACUUUCAGAACAGCUUGACCUAAUCAAAGGAGUCAAAAUCUCCCAUGAUGAGUUACGCCGAACUAUUGUUCAACACCUUCGGGAAAACCCUAAGCUGGUAAGUACCUUAUUCUUUUUAUUAUUUUUAGAGUGGACAUAUUUGCAGUAUACGCGCACGCAUAAUAGUAAACAAUUUAACAGUAAACAUCCCUACCCCGCCUUCUCUCUUACACGUUUAACGGACACCUCCCUAAAACCUCCUAAACCUACUCCACCUCUCUAAAAGUGUUGGUCUCUGCCCUUCUUAAUUUUUUUUACAUUUUAAGGAGAGUAGUAUAGGGUGCACAGGUCAGACCGCUUUUUUGUAGUGGAAUCUCAUUAGUACGAAGUGGAAUAAAUAAUAUCUCUGUCUCGUGAAUAAAAUGCGGUGGAAUCUCAUUAAGAUAACGCCACGAGCUAUUUUGUGAAGUGUUAAGUUCAUCCAUUUAUGUAACUUGUAGGGAUCAUGCCCUUAUAUUGUGAGAAUGAAGUCAUAGUUUAGUCCAAAUUAUGUCUUUUUUGGUCAUGAAGACACCAUGGCGCCUUCAUUCUCCAUUGCAGACAUCUUAAGCUGUCUUCACACUAUACUGUAUAGCUUUUACGCCGGCACGAAAAUCAUACCGGAUAGGGCUUUAGUUCACACAUGAGAACGCUGAUUUUGGCGCGAUUUCUUUCACGCGCGGAUGCAGCUGUCUUUUCCGUAAACGGUCGCUGCAAUUUUUUAGACACCAAGAAAAUUUUUGAUCUGUUAUUGAGAGUGUUUCUAUAAAAAAGAAAGAAAAUCGCUACUCAAGGUCAAACCCGGACCUUUCGUAUCCUAAUCUCUCUCCCUUACCACUAGACUACUCCACCGACCAGCCAAAAUUCCGAAAAAAAUUAAGUACAUACACUAGCAAACUGUCUUUCGUAACUGUUACAUCAAUAGCAGGUGACCCUAGCCCUUUCCAUCAAUUUUAACGAAAAUUCAACUUGGCUCCAACGCCGUUUUCUAGCACUAUUCACAAACGUAUUAUUUGCCUUUUUUGUAACUAAAUCCAGGGAAUAUAUUACAUCUAUCAUGACUAAAGGCUUGGUUACUAAUGCUGGCAUCGACCGUUAAAAGUGGAAAAGACUGAUUACGAAAGGGAAUGAGGCCGUGCCGAUCUCUAAAGUGGAGAGUCAUAUAUCGGAUAGAUGUUCACACUAUACUGGAUGGCUUUUCGUGUCGUCACCAAAGCCUGGUAUAGUAUGAUCAUAGCUUUAUUGUUCUGGUUCCGGUUCACUGAUUCUUGACGCGCAAAGGAGAUAAAGACCUCAUCGACGUUAAUAUAUUCCACUUCAAAAAAAGACGUCUAACUGGUGUGUCCUUAAUACUACUGAGGGGGACAUAUUAUUUCUAAUGGUGUCGUCUUAGAGAGAGCUGACAGCGCAGCUGCCUGAAUAUAUACCUUCUACAAAAGCACUCUACCUUUUUCUCUAUUAACUACAGUAUUUUCUUUCUUACAGCCGGAUGGGACAGAACUGUUUCAUUUUGUUGAUGGAUAUCCAUCUUGGGAUGCCUACCUCACAAGUAUGACGGCAGAUGGUACAUGGGGUGAUCACGUUGUUCUACACGGUGCGGCAAACUGUUUUCGAACGUGCAUCCAUGUGAUUAGCAGUCUUCCACAUCGCUAUGACGUAAUGGUCUGCCCAGAGUUUGAUGUUACUGGUAGCAACCGCCUUGUGCUGGGUCACCUGCACGAGGUUCACUAUGUUAGCCUUAUUCCACAGAUAGAGGGUAAAGAUGUCUGAUUAUACUGCGAUACAAGAGUUACGACCUUGCAAUAUUAAAUGGAAGACAUUUGAGUUGAACAACUGACUGAACCGUUAUUGUGGUACCUUAUUUGAAAGAUGUUGGCCAGAAACAAGACGUCUAUUUUUUCACAUGUACAGUUUUUAAUCCGCCAAUUUUCUUAUGACGGCACAAUUAGCCGUUUCACUAGAUUAAGUAUUCAUAACAAAAUGUCUUCUGCCUCAAACAAUUCAUGGAGCCCCUCAAUUUCUUUGAUAAAUUACUGUAGUUUUCUUAAUAAAACUUGGUUUUUAGGGCCACCACCUUGCCUGCAGUCCCCUGUAAAUACUCCACCAUUAGAAACUGUUGUAAAAAUCCUUGGAAAAUACGCGUACUAAUGAUUGCCUACUUUCUCCUUCUUUGAAUCAUGUUUUAAUAUACUAGAAACUACCUGUGUUUUUCUUACCGUUCUCGUAAAAGUAGGUAGGUUUUAAAAGGUUACGUCAUUCUACCUAGUUGGUUAGAGUCUUUUAUAAUUACUGAUUAACAGUCUUCAUAGCCAAUAACAUCACGGCUUAACUGACAGACGACCAAUAACAUCGCGACCUAAUUGACCAAUAAGAUCAAUAACCAGAGUAUAAUAACCAUCAACUGACGUGAUACAACUCACUUUGGCUCUGAAGAUGACUACCGCACAGGUUGUCGAAACGUCAGUCACUGUCAACAACAACAGUCCUAUUCAGGAGUACGUUAACUCGGACGAUCAAACUCAACCUACUUUUGAUAUUGUAUUAACUUAUGAAUUAAACCUUACUAGUUUUAGGGCGCCGGACCGAUUAUUUUGUAAUUGAAAUAGGCCUUUUAAAGGAUUUUUGGCUAAAAUAACAUAUCAACCGAUGCAUAUUAUUCAUGAGUUAACUUAUCGCAGGCUGGACAGUUGCAGUUAAAAGUGAAAUUCUUAUUACCACACGGGAAUGGUCUGGCCGCCGGUCAAUUCUGACAAAUAAACAAUGCGCUUUACCCCUCAGUUUAAAACACUACUAACAGUGCUUUGUGCUACUUUGCACUACAGACAUCGUGAUCUCAUGCUAGCCGCUUGUACCGGAUUUGGCGAUUUUGUUAUAGGACGCUCCAGUUUGCUAGUGAUUUUUGCCAAAAGCUCGUUUAAGGGUGUUUUUUUUUUUUGUAAAUUAAGUGCUUUUUUUGAAAAUAAAGUUGUAUAAAGUAUUUUAUUGCAUCACUUAGAAAGCAAAUUAGCAAUUGUAUUUAGUUUGAAAGAUUAUAGCGUGAGAAGUUUGACCAUUAUAAGUAUACUAGGGUUGCGUUCGAUUGGGAAAUCCGGAUUUCGGAAUUUGCUAUCGAAAGCGCAAACGGAUUUCACCUCCGAGAAAUCCGUUCUCAGGGCUCCUCCGAUUUCAGUUCAUGUUUUUUUCUUGGUGUUGAUAAGAGUGUGGGUAAAGCCUUAAAACAAUCUUAGAAACGCAUCAGCCCAGCCUGAGAAACAAGAUCAUUUUUUGGCAUGUUACAAUGUGGGUCACUAUAUUAAUAGAUAUAUUACCAGCUAAAUUCGAAUCGGCUUUUCACGUGUACUUUCCGAAAGAACCACGAAUCACGGAACUUGACGCUAGGUGAUCGCAUGUCAUACUAGACAGUAAAUUCACGGAUCACGGCACUGCUCGAGCUCACUAUAUGAAACGGACUUUUUGACACAGGACAAGAUCGCAAAACCAGCCCAGGUCGCUCCAAAAACAUACAAACACACUAGAAAGACACAAACUAUAGCAAAGGUGAGUAAGUGGUCGAAUCACGUGGAUGUAAUAGUGAGUAAGGCGAACAAAGUGGUGGGCCUAGUAAAGCGUACAGUUGGUCUUAGGUAAAACCGAUCAGUUAAAGUUAACUCCCUUAAGUAUUCCCUCUUUGUGAGAAUCAUCAAAGACUGGAACAAUUCACCAAACCGUCUCUUUACUGGUGAAAAUUAAUGGUAAAAAAUUUUUAAAAGACUUCAAAGGGUGGAUGAACAUUUAUUGACAUAAUAGCUCAUAUUUUAACUGUAUAUUUCCUCGCGGUCCGCCUUUUCAAUUAUGUAUCAUGUUUAUAUUUGUAUGUAUUUGAAUAAAGUAUUGUUAGUAUUGUUAAAGUAUUGAUAGUAUUGUCACCCCAGUGGCGAUUUUAUCGAAUUUUCAAGUUUGCAAAUAUAAACUUUAUGAAUCGCCAAGUAUCGCAAUCCCACUAGAUACAUUAACAAGCGUUACAUAUAGGCGGGAAGGAGUGGGAGAUAAAGGCGCCAGAGUGUACCAUAGCUGCAGGGAGGUGGGUGGGGCGACAAACUAG